UAAAUGCCUCCUUCUCUGCUCUCCCCUCCAGCCCUCCUCUCUCCUGCAAACACCCCUCUGCAUCCACACUUCAGUUAUUAGGUUAACUGAGAAAAUGUCAAACUGUGGAGCCUGCUAAUAUCCAAAUUUAGAUAUUAGCGUGUCAGGUAUAAUAAUGUAUAAUGUGAUGUCUAAUAUUAGAAAAGGAGGAGAAGGCUGUGAGUCAUGCCGGCUGCAGAGCAUCCUGUUGCAGUCAUGGUUAAUCAAUUUUCAAUUUGCUCUUUGUUUUUUUUCUCCUCUCCAUUGCUUUAUAUUCUCCUUUAUUCCUUUGGUUUCUCUUUUAUACUCCACUCCACGUCCUGUAUGUCUCCUUGACGUCAUCCCUGUGCCUCAUAUCUCUCAUGUCUCCUUGUUUCUUGUUUCUAUUACAUUCCAUUUUUAAUCUGUUCUUUAAAUUCACCACUCCUCUCCUCUCCUAUUGUUUUUACUUUUUUCAUUUUGCCUCCUCUUCUGCAUCUCUCCCUUUAGUGUUUUCUCCUCCUCCUUUUUUCUCUUUCCUCUCCUGUCCAACCCAUCUCUCCUUUAAUUUCAUCCCUAAUUUUGUUCCUUUCCUCUCCUCCACUCUCCUUUUCUCUUUCCUUUCCAUUUCAAUUUUUUGUCCACUCUUGACUUAUGUCUUUCUCCUCUCCUCUCCUUUUUACUCUUUGAGUCAUAUUGCCUCCUCUUCUGCAUCAUUGUCUUCUCUCUCCUUUUUAUCUUUCCUCCCCUCACUAAUCCAUACGUUUCUCCUGUAAUUUUAUCCGUCCUGUCCUCUCUUAUCCCUUCCCUUCUGCUCGUUUCCUUUCCUCUCUUUUCCUUUUUCCAUUCCAUUUCUACCCUUGACUUAUGUCCUUCAACUCUCCUCUCCUCUCCUCUCCUCUCCUCUCCUCUCCUCUCCCGGCCGCAUAUCCCCUCUCACCAUCCAUCCGCGCCCCCGAGGACAAACCGCGCUCCUCUGCACCCCGCCCGGCUGCGCGCUGUGUGUGAUGUGUGUGAUGAGGGACCGCGGGGAGGGUGAGCUCGAGAGCGUGUGUGUGUGUGUGUAGUUUGUUGAGUGUGUCGAUGCGAGAGAGAGAGAGAGAGAGAGAGAGAGAGAGAGAGAGAGAGAGAGAGUCGAGCAGCGGGCGCGGGGGGCGCAGUACCGAGGACAGUUUUCUCUCCCACUCUUUCAUACUAACAUCAGAUACUAUGCUUAUUGCUUCGAGUGGCUGGCACUAGAACACAAGGGCAGCUGAACCCCCACAACCCCAUGAGUUUGCUUUGGCCUGCCACUGAGUAGGAGCUCUAUGUGGAUCAAGAGUUGAAGAAGGAGCCGACCCGAGACUGGUGGUGAGCUAGUCGCACCACCCUCAGCUCUACGCAGCGUCUCCCCCUCCCACCUCCCUCUUCCUCAGCCUAAUCCCCUCUUCCUCUACUUCACCCCUUCCUCCCACUUCUUGUGAGAACCACACGCCAUCAUGUCUCUCUUGGCCUCUCCCACCCACGUCCUCCUCCUGCUCCUCCUCUUCUUCCUCCCCCUGCCUCCUUGCCAGUCAGAGUCCCAGCGCACUGACCCCAGCAGCGGCACUGAACUCCCCCGGGUGGUCUCACCCUCUAUGUUUCCUUCCUCCUUCCCACCAUCCAUGUCUUCUGGAAACAACACCACAACUGGCAAAAAUCUGAAGUGUGAGGAAGUGUCGGUGUGUAGGCCGGGCAUCCUGCUGCCCGUCUGGCAGCCCAACCGGCCCGGGCUCGGCGACCAGGUGGCCAGGGCUGUGGUCUACUUUGUGUCCCUCAUAUACAUGUUCCUGGGAGUGUCCAUCAUUGCAGACCGCUUCAUGGCAUCCAUAGAGGUCAUCACGUCACAGGAGAAGGAGGUGACUAUCACGAUGCCCAACGGGGAAACAUCAGUGGCAACGGUUCGAAUCUGGAAUGAAACAGUCUCCAAUCUGACACUCAUGGCUCUCGGCUCCAGUGCUCCAGAGAUAUUGCUGUCUGUUAUAGAGGUGUGCGGUCACGACUUCAAGGCUGGUGAGCUGGGACCAGGAACCAUCGUCGGCAGCGCCGCCUUCAACAUGUUUGUGAUCAUUGGGAUCUGCGUGUGGACGAUCCCCGAAGGCGAGACCCGCAAGAUCAAACACCUCAGGGUGUUCUUCAUCACCGCCUUCUGGAGCAUCUUCGCCUACAUCUGGCUCUACCUCAUCCUUUCUGUCAUGUCGCCGGGCGUGGUGGAGGUGUGGGAGGCCCUGGUGACCCUGCUGUACUUCCCAGUCUGUGUCAUCCUGGCUUGGAUCGCCGAUCGCCGCCUGCUCUUCUACAAGUACAUGGGCAAGCGUUACCGUGCCGACAAGCGCCACGGCAUCGUCGUGGAGACCGAGGGAGACUUGACGCCCAACAAGGGCGGCAUGGAGAUGAUCAUAGAUGGCAAAUUCCCAUCACGAGGGGGUGCCGUGGUCCCCGCCGAGAACUGUGGAGGUGGAACUCAGGAUGGCCCAGCGGGCACUGCAGCCAAUAACAUCGGCGCAGGGGCCAACCUGCCCAACUCCAACAGCGCAAUGGUCAAUGUGGAGAGCAGCAAGGAGCUGGAUGAAAGCCGCAAAGAGGUGAUUCGUAUCCUGAAGGAGCUGAAGCAGAAAUAUCCUGACAAGGAGCUGGACCAGCUGGUGGAGCUGGCCAACUACUACGCACUGCUGCACCAACAGAAGAGCAGAGCUUUCUAUCGUAUACAGGCAACUCGAAUGAUGAUUGGAGCUGGAAACGUCCUGAAGAAGCACGCAGCCGACCACGCUCGCCGCACAGCUAUAACCGACGAGGAAGCACCAGAGGAAGAGGACAUGGGGAUAUGCAGCCGCAUCUCAUUCGAAAGCGCCCACAGUCAGUGCAUGGAGAACUGUGGCACUCUCACACUGACUGUAGUCUGCCAAGGCGGACUGGGAGAAAACACCUUCUAUGUGGACUACAGGACAGAGGACGGUUCAGCCAACGCUGGGUCAGAUUACGAGUACAGCGAAGGAACACUGGUGUUCAAACCUGGAGAGACUCACAAAGAGAUUAAGGUCGGUAUCAUCGACGACGACAUUUUCGAAGAGGACGAGCAUUUCUUUGUGCGCCUGCUGAAUCUGCGUGUUGGCGACGCAGAAGGGAUGUUUGAGAGCGACGAAGUGGGUGCCGCCCCGAAAGCUCGCUUGGUUGAGCCCCUGGUUGCUACAGUGACCAUCCUGGAUGAUGACCACGCUGGCAUCUUCACGUUCAGCGAGCGCAUGGUGCGGGUGAGCGAGAGCGUGGGCACCAUGGAAGUGACAGUGGUGCGCAACUCAGGUGCCCGCGGCACCGUCAUCCUGCCGUACCACACCGAGUCAGGCACCGCCAAGGCCGGGCAAGACUUUGAGGACGCCCGAGGAGAGCUGGAGUUCACCAACGAUCAGACCACUCAGACGUUCCAGGUGAGGAUAAUUGAUGAUGAAGAAUAUGAAAAACAUGAAAACUUCUUCAUUGUGUUGGAGGAGCCACGCUGGCUUAAGAGAGGAAUCUCAGCUCUGCUGCUCAACCAAGAGGGGGCAGAGGGGCAGAUGAGUGCCGAGGAGGAGGAGGCCCGCAGGAUAGCUGAGAUGGGGAAGCCCAUCCUGGGAGAGCACAGCCGCCUGGAGGUCGUCAUCGAGGAGUCGUAUGAGUUCAAGAGCACUGUUGACAAGCUCAUUAAGAAGACCAACUUGGCGCUGGUGAUCGGCACACACUCCUGGAGGGAGCAGUUUGUGGAGGCGGUCACUGUCAGCGCAGGUGACGGUGACGAUGAUGAGGAGGGUCGUGAAGAGCGCCUUCCAUCUUGUUACGACUACGUCAUGCAUUUCGUCACCGUCUUCUGGAAGGUUCUGUUCGCCUGCGUCCCACCUACAGAGUACUGGAACGGCUGGGCCUGCUUCUUAGUCUCCAUCAGCGUCAUUGGCCUCCUCACCGCCGUCAUUGGAGAUUUGGCGUCACACUUCGGCUGCACUGUUGGGCUCCGGGACACCGUCACCGCUGUGGUGUUUGUGGCAUUGGGAACUUCUAUUCCAGACACCUUUGCUAGCAAAGUGGCCGCCAUGCAAGACCAGCAUGCUGAUGCCUCCGUUGGUAAUGUCACCGGCAGCAACGCUGUCAACGUGUUUCUUGGGAUCGGCGUGGCGUGGUCAGUGGCCGCCAUCUACUGGAGAGUCAAAGGGAAGAAAUUCAAGGUGGACCCGGGGUCGCUAGCCUUCUCCGUCACACUCUUCACCAUCUUCGCUUUCAUCUGCAUGGCAGUUCUUCUGUUCAGACGCCGGCCCUCCAUUGGUGGAGAGCUGGGGGGCCCAAAGGGGUCCCGCCUCGUUACCAGCCUGCUGUUCUUGGGUCUGUGGUUCCUUUACAUCCUCUUCUCCAGCCUGGAGGCCUACUGCCACAUCAGCGGCUUUUAAAAAGGAAAAGUUCUGGAAGAAUAUUGCACAGCAGCACACACAUAUACUUUAACACUCAGUCCAUACAGUACACAGUUCAACAUGAGUGUAAGAUUCAUCUGUUUGAUAGGGCUCGCUGCAGCUUGGAAGUGUCCUGAUCUUUGAUACAGGGAUACUAAAACACUACAUGUUCAAACACACACACACUACUUGUACGCAUGUGUAAACAGAUCAUAACAAAUAUGCACACACAAUUACAGGCAUGAUAAAGGGCGAGAGGAAGUGUUAGUGAGGGGCGAGAAGUGUGAAUAGAAAAGGUUGCUGCAGCAAAGUUAGCAGAGAGAAGACAGAGAAAGAAAGAGAUUGUGAAGUUGAGAUUUUAGAGGUGAAAAGAAGGUCAGGUGGGUUUAGGCUGGAGAGGAGUCCUGUAGGAUCAGAACACAGAUAGAGAAGAGGAACAGAAACUUGUGCACACCGGACUAAAUGUUUCCAUUUGAGUUGCAGUACAGGAACAAUACCUUUGUUUUCUGUGACAAAACCUGUCCCUCCCGCCUCUCCUCUGUAUCACCUCUGUAUCUUUACUGGUACAGCUUCACGGUUCUUCACUGAGGAGGGGCGCUGUGUGAAAACAGGAGUGGAAUGUUUACAAUAACAUUAAGUUUGUUUACUACAAGAGGUUCUUAUAAAGUGGUGAUGCUUGUCUAAUUCACUGUAUAGAUGAAGGCGGUUCUCCACAUGCGCUGUAAAUAGUAAAAACCAGUGUACUGUACAUAUAGAGUGUUGUGUUUUCAGUAGGCAGAUGAUGCCUUCCACUGACGAAGUUAGAGAGGGUGGAAAUUUGACAUGACUAUUGUCAUGUUAGUGAAAACGGAAAAACAACAGUCAGGUCUCUGCUUCAAUGUUUUUAAAAUCCAUACCUCCCCAGCAUCCUGCGUUCCAGUCAGCUGUGUCUCUUUACCAAAUGGUUUCUGUGGUAACCAUAGCCCCUCUGACAUAGGUUUGUAUAUCAAACUGAUGGAUUAUGUUUUUGCAUGUACAGCCAGAUAUGGAGCAUUUUCACACAAUAAGUCAUAACUAUACUAUGUAAAAGGGAAUGAUCAGAAUCCACCUGUAAAUUACAUCCCUGCAUUUGUGUGUCAGCUGGUCCGUGAUGUUAAUCUUCUUGUGUAAAGCUGUGUGCGUGUAGGCAGACAGGAUGGAGGAGAGAAGUUUGGUCCAAGAGGAACAAAAAGGACAUUUUCCUCCUCAGAAGGACCAAAUAUGUUCCCACACACACACGCACCGUGUGGAGUGUAACCAAAACACACAUGGAAACUUUGCUCAAGGCUUUUUUCUCAAUCCAGAUGGACUGAAAUCUGAGGACAGACACUAAACUACAGUCACUCAUCACUAUGUCAUUAUGGGUAGUGACAGACUAAUCCAUUAAUGUGGCAUGUAUCCUGACAGACUAAUCCCUGACCUUUAGUGACAGCAGCACGGUAACAUGCAUGGAUGGUCAAACAAGACUUAACAGUGUUAGUUUACUUUCAAGAGUGAAGUCUCUAGAGCCAGUCAAUAACAUUUAAGUCAUUUAAAAACUGACAGUCAUCAACAUUCAGUCUACAGCAUAUUGAUCAGGACGCAAGAUCCUUAUCUACACUAUAAUUAGGAUGCAGGAUGCCAGUCUACACCAUGCUGAUGCUUCAACACGGCACCCAUACAAUGCCUUAAGGAAAACUCUCAAGUUAAAGUCUAGUAUUCAAGCUUUCAGCUGUACAGAGCUGCACUUUAUUUGAUGUAAAACAUGCUAUGUUUUUCUUUUUUUUUAGUCGACAAACUAUUAGUGUGCAAUACAUGAAGGGACAGUCACUGGAGGAGACAGCUAUGGACUGUCUGAAGUUUCCACUGGUUCAGCUGACUAAUGUUACACUGAAUCCAGGUCUUCUCCUUUGGGACCCAAACACCAGGAAAAAUGUUGGCAUUGCAGGUUUCUGCAAACCAUGGAUACGUUACAUUUCUAAGUUACUAUGCUGCGAAUACGUUAAAACUUUACAUUUAAACAAUGUAGUGGUGAAGUUUAGAACCAAACACCACUUGGUUUUAAAUAGGAAAGAUCAUGUUUUGGCUCAGAAUAUCUGAUUCUGCAGUGAUAUCUCGGUAAAAAGCAACCACUUUUCAGUUAAUGCUCGCUGGAAAAACAGCAACAGGUUACUAAACAACACUUAAGUUUGAGGGCUAAAAAGCUCAAAAGCUUACUCACUCAACAACAACCAGUUUUUGUGGCACUAUUCUGGCAUUAAACACAGCAAUUUCUCCUUAAAAAACAUCCACUUUUUGUGGCUCUAUCAGGUGUGGAAACACAAUGACGGGUUGCCAAAAACCACCCUCAUUUGGGGGCUAAAAGGCGGCUUGAAACACAGCGAUGUGUCGCUAAAAAAAGUGUUUUUGUGGCAUUAUCCUGGCUGCAAGUUCAACAGUGUCACAUUACAAAACAACCAGUUUAUGUAGCAUUUUCAGUGGUGAAAACAGUGACAGGUUGCUAAAAAACACCCACAGUUAGGGGCUAAAAAGCCACUGGAAACAUAGUGACGGCUCGCUAAAAAACAACCAGCGUUGUUGUUGGUCCACAUCCACUAUCCCCUCCUUCUCCUGAUGACAAAGUCAGCUCACAUCACUUAACAAACAUUGAUAUGAUAUGUAUGAAGCAUGCAGAUGUAAGGUAUUCAUGGUUUACAGAAACGUACAGCGCCAGCAUUUUCUCCUGGUGCCUGGGCUGUAUGGGAAGACUUUGUUGUGAUUUGUCCCUGCACAUCCAUCUGUGCUCAGAGCACAAUACGAGUACCAAACAUGCUAAAAAAUUGAUUCUGUACAGUGUUUAAAAGAAGUAACUUACUAAGGUCUAUCAUCUAAUGCUCUCAGUCUGUAGGUCAUCACAAAGAAAAGUAACACACACCAAGGGUUGCAGCGACGUGCUGAUCACUGGAAGACUCUGUCUUUUAAUCAGAUGACAUUUCGGCUCAUCUGAAUAAAAGAGAAAUGCAAAUGGAGCCAGAGUGCAAUACUAUUUUCCUACCUUACAGUCUGCAGGUCAGCAGCAGACAAUGAUUUGCUUUGCAGACAGCUGUCAGGCAGUCCAUUACAGGUUUAAAUCCAGGACAGUUUCUGUAGUCUUAGCACCAUAGCAUAGGGUGUUUUCACUGUAAAAUUCAUUAGAAAACACUGCCCCUCAAGGCAUAUAUAUGUUGCUCAGUAUUGCAUGGCAGAGUUGGAACACACAGUAAAAUGUCCACAAGCUACUGAGACUACUGGCUGCUUAAUAGACAAUUUAAUAAAACAGAACCAGAACACACAACUAGAGAAGUGCAAAUCAGUGAAAACUACUGCACCAGCAUUUCAGUUUCAUUUCUUUCAACACUGAGAUACAUAAAGCUGAGAAGUCAGUGCAUGAAAAAAUCUCAAAGCAAGCGCAGUGAGCAGUGUGCAACAUCACAGUACGAUGAUAAAAUAGCCAACUGUCGCGUUAGACUAGAAGCAUCACGAGUCCAGCAUCCUUUUCUACUUUGAUUUAUCAUGUCGACGCAUCACAGUCAAUGUUUUGAUUACUGUAAUACUCACUGCCUAAUAUCAGUCACAUGAAGUACAUUGCACUUUGUGCUGCAGGUGCAUCACAAACAUUUCACAAACAAAUGAUAAGUGCUAUACAAGUGGAAAUUGUCGUUAUUACACACGAUAAUAUCAGAAAGAUUUGAUUGGUUUACCCUUAACUAACUAUACUUUGUAAACUUUCUAAAACAGAUUUUGUAUCUUUUCCUUGCGGAUAAAGCCAAGGUAGAUUUUUUUGUAUUUCUAAACAAUGUUUAGAAUAGUAUCAAUAUAUACAAUUGGUAGUGUAGAUUGCGUCUUAAUGAAUUUAGUGGAUGAGGUUUUGAUAUAUUUUCCACAGCGAGGAAGCUCCCCUUUGAACCGCUCAAACAGUGUAGUGUAUCAUAACCAAACAAUAUCCCAUCUAAUUUACUGAUGAAGUACGUUCGUGUCUAUGUUACUUAUGUGUAAGAUUAUUUAUUUAGAUAUUUAUUUAUUUAAAAGAAGAUUAUUUAUCUAUGGAUAAGCUGUGCCGCAGGUCCUUGAAGCAAAAAGUUCAGAGUUUAGUUCAAGGCGUGUGGUUUCAAUGUGCAAUACAGAAAACAAAACAUAUUUCGUUAGUAGCUUUGACAAGAGGUCAGUUCAUAUCUUAUUUCUGCUCCAGUGUUUGUUGUAACCCUCCGCCAGCAUUCAUUUCUUCAUUCAGUUCUCUUGGAGGAGGAGUUUUUGAGUGUAAGUAGCAUGUUUACAUGAAGAAACAGUGUGGAACAUUGCCAGUAUAAUUGUCAAUCUUGGGUGGUCAUGAGCUAAAGAAGGACUUUCUGUAGAUAUCAGUGGUGGCUGUGGGGCAGGUCAGUGCUGUCUGAGAUUGUAACAGUAGUUUAACUGUAGUCUACUCACUAAACCACCAGGUGGGACCAAGAGUAUACAUAACACACACACACACACACACACACACACACACACACACACACACACACACACACAGAUCUGCUGAACUCUUGUUUAAUCUGUGACUGGGAAAAGAAUGCAUCAGGUUGUGUACCCAGCAGCGUUGUCCCAGCAGGUGUGACCCCGGUGUGGCUCAGCACCCAGAAACAGAACUGUCUACAAUGUCCGGACAAUGUUCCAUGUUUCCAUGAACUUCUGUACUAACUGUCUGGCUUCGGCCUUUGCUGUUCUGUAUCUAGAUGUGAUGCCUCCCCAUCCAACCUCUCCUCCUCACCCAACCCUCCCCCAGUGUGUGUCUGUGUUUGCUUCCCCUCCGUGUUCCUCUACAGAUGCAUGAUGAAUCCCCGUGUUCGUGUGUUAGCAGCAUGGUCUACUGUGAUGGACGCCUUUUGGCAUAUUUUACCCAUGGGGGUGAUUCCCCACAGUUUGAAUCCCAAAAACCAGAGGCUCUUUGUGAAAUAAAAUGAGCACACACAGACACAACCACAACUCCAUACUGAAGAGAAACAUUCACACAGAGACAACAUUUAUGGAUUCAGUGUCUAUGGCUCAUUCGUUUUGUUCCCUUUAGAAGCUGUGAAAAAAGAGCGUGCUCUGUUGUGUCAAAGCUCCGUCUGCAACAAGCAACAUCCCAGGUCAUCUUUUUGUUUGUUGGUGUACGAUAUUUCUGUGUCUGUGUUAGUGUUCCCCCUCUUCUUCUUCUUCUUCUUCUUCUUCUUCUUCUUCUUCUUCUCUUGUUCUCCCAUUCGCUCCCUCCCAGGUCUUGCUCUUCAAUGUGUCUCUCUGUGAAGUUUUUUCCUGUGAUGAUGAAAAUUUCUCUCUCUGCCUGAACCUUUGUAGGGAAAUAAUGACUGAGUUACUACAAUAUCAUGUGAUAGACAUAAACAUUUAUUCAAUACUGUAAUAAAUUAUUAACUGAAGAUGAUAUUUAAGUUUUUUU
Messenger RNA from Epinephelus fuscoguttatus (brown-marbled grouper), 9858 nucleotides. It is a transcript of the gene slc8a2b, whose product is annotated as solute carrier family 8 member 2b. The record is from RefSeq and is a predicted model, not a curated record. Lineage: Eukaryota; Metazoa; Chordata; Actinopteri; Perciformes; Serranidae. Gene Ontology annotation, molecular function: calcium:sodium antiporter activity. Gene Ontology annotation, cellular component: postsynapse; sarcolemma; axon. Bases 1476 to 4427 code for a protein of 983 amino acids. Gene Ontology annotation, biological process: cell communication; sodium ion transmembrane transport; calcium ion import across plasma membrane. The transcript is spliced from 17 exons.